AUGCUGCUCUGCCAACUGCAACUACUAGUAACAUGCCUCCAUGUUUGCAUUCGUGCCGCCCUUGGACAGACCGCUGCCGAUGACUGUCCGGUGCCUGUCCAAGUACUCGUCAAGGAUUCCGCGAGCACCAGCGGACACAGGCUUCGUUUUGGUCCUUCUGGGCCAGAUCAAGACUCGACAUGCGAAGUCUCCUGGAUUUCGCAUGAGCUGUUUAGUCUGGAGCGAGAAGCUAGCGCAGAGGGUGCGGAUACAGAUGCACUGGAUUCGGCAGUUCUUUCACAGGACUUCGUUUUGACUGAUGGGCUGAAGCGGGUACCUUUUGCUGGACGGAAGGGUCGCCUGGCCUUUCUCGAGAGAAUUCUGCCGAUGCCCCGCCUGGAUAACGAACAGCUCGAUUCCAUUCUAGCUGGCAAAGAACUACUGAUAUCAGUGUUGCUGCCACGUAAGAAUUCGAAAGCAUGGGCUGAUGUGCAGACUCGCACAAUUGCUCAUCAGGCGGCUGCGGUUUUGCCGGACCACACUUUUUUUGAUGAUGGAAUGGCAGUGACGUACGAGCAGGCAUUUGUACCAUACCGCUUUUCUCUGAUCGUCGACGACGACAACGGGACGGUGUCACAGGCAUUUGUUCAUUGCAUCGGUUGGGGGACCAUACCAUUGUUCAAUGGCUUCUCGCACAUAGUUGCGAUGCUGCCCCGCAUUGUCGUGCCGUGGGACCCGGUCUCUUUCCGUGUGGAGGGGCUGCUGUCUUUCCUACCCGGGAUCAACUACGAUAUAGCUUCGCUUUGGCAGCAGCACCGUCUCGUCCAGGACCAGCUGCUUUACAGGUACAGCCGUGGAUUCAACGAGUCGUUGAAAGCAGUCACCUGCCAUUUGUGCGCCUACAAGCAGACCAGGCGAGAGGAUGACCCGAAAUCCCACGAAGAUGGGCUCCCGCCGUUGGUGUUCGUUGGAGUGUAUUCGGCAAAGGAUAACUCUCCAAAGCGAGAUGCCAUCCGGGACACUUGGGCGCAGGCAGUCCGCACGCAUGGCCUGGAGCUUAAGUUCUUCUUGGGAAGGCCCAGACUGAGUCCACGCUUUGUACCUCUGCAGGCUGAAAUGGCAAAGCACAGGGACGUGAUUCUGCUUGAUGUUCAAGAGGGAUACAAGUGGAACUCGGUGAAAGGACUGAUGUUUUUGGAGUGGUGUGCCCAGAAUGUGUUAGCUCGCUUCAUUGUCAAAGCCGAUGACGACAUCUACUUUCGUCCAGACCCUCUCCUAUUCUUGCUGCAGAGUCGGCCUUCGUAUGGAUACAUUUGGGGAUACUUUGACUACUUCAGUCCUGUGCCCAAGGAUGAGGAUCAUGCUUUCUAUAAUCCUGCUGACAUCUACCCAUUUGAAGUCUUCCCUCCAUAUGCAAGAGGUUUAUUGCGCGUGUUGUCGGCAGAUGUGGUUCUAGCGCUUGCUCGACUGAGCUUUGCUGGCAAGCUUCCACUGGUCUAUGGAGAUGAUCCAUGUUUUGGGGUCCACUUGCGAUAUCUUCGGGAUGACAAGUUGGGCUUGCCUAUGCUCACCUUGGACGAUCGGGACUCGUACAGAGUCUUCGCUAUGGAGCCGAGCUGCAAUCCUGGACUCUGGUCGCAUGCGACGCGGCGAUCUUGGGUCGUUCACCAUGUAUCGCCGGAGCAAAUCUAUUGCAUGUGGACUGCUGAUGCGAGUGCUGGUCUCUACAAGCAGGAUGUUCCAGGCAAUGUGCAGCUGGCUCCAGAAGCAAUUCCGCUGAGCAUAGCCGCUGCGAACGUUGCAACACAAGAUCGACUUGCGUUCGAAGAGCCGCCACCCAUGCCGGAUGUCUGCAACUGUUUGGAGUUUGGCCCAUUGGCCUCGGAGCUAUCCAACCGGCGAGACAAGAUCAACGCUUCAAGGACCUACAUGACGUGGGGCCAUCCAGGUCUCUUGGAAAAGGAGAUGCAGCAAUGA
Symbiodinium sp. CCMP2592 is the source of this 1956-nucleotide messenger RNA. The record is from the annotation of a GenBank genome assembly. Lineage: Eukaryota; Dinophyceae; Suessiales; Symbiodiniaceae.